UGGUACCCAAAUAAGAACGCCAAGUGCAUACUAGGUCUAGGUAUAUGAGACGAAGCAACAGAGAGAGAGCGAACAAGCAUAGACAUGAGAAGCGGUGUGUGUUAUAUGCUGUUGUGUGUUUCCUUGAUUUGGUUCGGCGUAACGGUGUGCUCUUCAUUAAGUGAUAUGGAUGCGCUGCUGAAGCUGAAGGAAUCCAUGAAGGGAAAGAGAGCCAAAAACGAUGCGCUUCAAGACUGGAAGUUUUCUACGUCAGUUUCGGCGCACUGUUCAUUUUCAGGGAUAACAUGCGACCAAAACCUGCGAGUGAUUGCUCUCAAUGUGUCCUCUGUUCCACUCUUCGGGUAUGUUACUCCUGAGAUCGGAUUCUUGGACAAGCUGGAGAAUCUCACCAUCGCUCAGGACAAACUCACCGGCCAGCUUCCGAAGGAGCUCGCCAAUCUCACUUCUCUCAAGUUCCUCAACAUUUCCCACAACGGCUUCUCCGGCCAAUUCCCUGGCGAAAUCACUCUCUCCAUGACCAAACUGCAGUCCCUCGACGCCUACGACAACAACUUCACGGGACCACUUCCCGAGGAAAUCGUCAAACUGGAGAAACUCAAGUACCUCAUGCUCUCUGGUAACUAUUUUUCUGGCAAUAUACCGGAGAGUUAUUCGGAGUUUCAGAGCUUGGAGUAUUUGAGCUUAAGCACUAACAGUCUAAGUGGCAAGAUUCCAAAGAGCUUGAGUCGGCUGAAGACGCUGAAGAAACUGUAUCUCGGGUACGACAAUGCUUACGAAGGUGGAAUCCCAGCAGAGCUUGGUUCCAUGAAAUCUCUUCAGCUUCUUGACUUGUCUAGCUGCAACUUGAACGGCGAGAUUCCAUCGAGCCUGAGCAACUUGACAAACCUGAACACCUUGUUCUUGCAAGUAAACAAUCUCACCGGAACCAUUCCGCCGGAGCUCUCUUCUAUGAUCAGCCUCGUGUCUUUGGACCUCUCCAUCAACAACCUCACCGGUGAGAUUCCGGAGAGUCUCUCUCAGCUCAGAAACCUUGUUCUCAUGAACUUGUUCCAGAAUAAGCUACGCGGCCCCCUCCCCAACUUCAUCGCCGAACUUCCCAAUCUGACAACGCUUCAGGUUUGGGAGAACAACUUCUCCUUCGUUCUGCCACAGAAACUUGGCCAAAAUGGGAAGCUCAUGUUUUUUGAUGUCAGCAACAACCUCCUCACCGGAUUGAUCCCUCGUGAUUUGUGCAAAGGAGGGAGGUUGCGAACGUUAAUGCUCACCGAUAACUUCUUCUACGGUCCAAUCCCAAACGAGAUCGGCGAUUGCAAGUCUCUUUUCAAGAUUCGACUUGCCGAUAACUUCUUGGACGGGCAGCUUCCUUCGGGGAUUUUCAAACUACCUACCGUUACACUAAUCGAGCUCGGCAAUAACCGUUUCAACGGCCAACUGCCUUCCGAGAUUUCAGGCGAUUAUCUCGGGAUCCUCACUCUUUCCAACAACUUACUCACGGGGAGUAUCCCGCCUGCGUUGAAAAACCUCAGAAAAUUACAGACUCUGUCCCUCGACGCGAACCAGUUCGUUGGCGAAAUUCCAGAGGAGAUUUUUGAAUUACCAACAGUGACGAAGAUCAACAUAAGUGGCAACAAUCUCACAGGUGAAAUUCCAACGACGAUGAUUCAUUGUGUUUCACUGACGGCCGUUGAUCUGAGUCGGAACAUGCUGUCCGGCGAGGUUCCAAAAGGGAUAAAGAACCUCAUGGACUUGAGCAUCUUGAAUCUAUCAAGGAACCACAUAUCUGGUAAAAUCCCUGACGAGAUUCAAUUCAUGACGAGUCUCGUCACGCUGGAUCUCUCCAACAACAAUUUCAUUGGAAGGGUCCCCAACGGGGGGCAGUUCUUAGUCUUCAACGACAAGUCGUUUGCGGGGAACCCCAACCUCUGUUCCCCCCUCCAGGCCUCUUGCCCAUACGACGUCGGGUUGAGGAAACGACAUGCCAAAUCAAUCACGAGGGUGAUCGUCAUUGUGAUUGCACUCGUCACCGCCAUGCUCCUGGUGUUGGUUACGGUGUACAUGACGAGGAAGAGAAAGCGCCACAGAGCAAUGGCGUGGAAGCUCACAGCCUUCCAGAGACUCGACUUCAAAGCAGUAGACGUGGAGAAUUGCCUGAAAGAGGAGAAUAUAAUAGGUAAUGGAGGAGCAGGGAUCGUGUACAGAGGGUCCAUGCCAAGCGGAACAGACAUAGCAAUAAAACGUUUGGUUGGAACAGGAAUUGGACGAAACGGACGUUACGGAUUCAAGGCGGAGAUAGAGACACUAGGAAGGAUAAGGCACAGGAAUAUCAUAAAGCUUCUGGGGUACCUUUCGAAAAAGGACUCAAACUUGUUGCUGUAUGAAUACAUGCCAAAUGGGAGCUUGGGAGAAUGGCUGCAUGGUCCAAAGGUUGGGCAUUUGAGGUGGGAGAUGAGGUACAAGAUUGCGGUUGAAGCAGCUAAGGGACUCUGCUAUUUGCACCAUGAUUGUUCUCCUCUUAUCAUUCACAGGGACGUCAAGUCCAAUAAUAUAUUACUUGAUGGAGACUUUGAGGCCCAUAUCGCUGAUUUUGGACUUGCCAAGUUCUUGCACCACCCUGGAGCCUCUCAGUCCGUGUCCGUUAUCGCUGGCUCCUAUGGUUAUAUUGCUCCAGAGUAUGCUUACACGCUGAAAGUGGAUGAGAAAAGCGAUGUGUAUAGCUUUGGCGUGGUGCUGUUAGAGUUGAUAGUGGGAAGAAAGCCGGUGGGUGACUUCGGAGAUGGUGUGGACAUCGUUGGAUGGGUGAAUAAUACCAAAUUAGAACUGUCUCAGCCGUCCGAUGAAGCAAUAGUGUUGGCAGUGGUGGACCCCAGGCUAACUGAAUACCCGUUGACAAGUGUCAUCCACAUGUACAACGUAGCUAUGAUGUGUGUUAAAGAAAUGGGGCCCGCCAGGCCUACCAUGAGGGAAGUCGUCCAUAUGCUCACUAACCCUCCUCUGUCUACCGUUGAACCUAAUUAGUCUCUAGGUAGCCUAAGCUAUUUGCUGAUUUGAGGUUUACUUCUUUGAAAAUAAUUUAUUAAAACAGAAGUAAAACUGUGCAAAUGACUGUCAUCUAUAGUUUGUGAGAAGUGAAACAAGAAGUCAAAUGUGUUGUACCAUCAAAUGUAAAAUAGGUUUGAAUUUUGUUAUAGAAAAGGCUUUUACCCGAUUGAUUGUGUUUCAAAUAGUUUUGUACAAAAGAAUUAAUCUAAAACUGUACAUGUCCAAUAUGUGAUACAUAACGUCCUUAUAAUUUUUUUGUGAUUGAAGUUGCUUAUUGCAUGUAAAAGUAAAUGAAUAUAGAUAUAUAAAACCAAUUUAACCCAAAAUGUUAAGUUAUUAAGUAAUGGUCCAAUCAAAUCUUUUUUUAUUAUAUCUGAGGUCAAAGAAGGUGGAGAAAAAUGAAGAGGAUGAUGCAACUUUGAAAGCUGAUGGAGAUGCUGGUGAGGAACCAGAGCAUGAAGCUGUGAAAAAGGAAAAGAAGAAAAAGAGGAAGGAUUCUACUGAGAAUAUGUUGAGUUGCCGAAUGGGAAGUGGACAACAAUUUGAAUGGAGGAGAAAAGAAGAAAAAGAGUAAAAAGCACGCAGAGCAAGAAGAAUCAGCUGAAAUGCCAAGCAAAAAGAAAGGAAAAAAGAAGGAAAAUGAGGACUAAAGUGGAAUAAAUCUGUAGUUAUCGGCUAAUCAAUCUGGUGACUGGCAGCUGUUUUUGUACCCUUC
Gastrolobium bilobum is the source of this 3754-nucleotide messenger RNA. Its product is annotated as leucine-rich repeat receptor-like kinase protein CLV1B. Gene Ontology annotation, molecular function: receptor serine/threonine kinase binding; protein kinase activity; ATP binding. Gene Ontology annotation, biological process: protein phosphorylation. The transcript is spliced from 2 exons. Bases 85 to 3015 code for a protein of 976 amino acids. The record is from RefSeq and is a predicted model, not a curated record. NCBI's taxonomy places the organism in Eukaryota, Viridiplantae, Streptophyta, Magnoliopsida, Fabales, Fabaceae.